Malus domestica (apple) is the source of this 1763-nucleotide messenger RNA. RefSeq lists its product as uncharacterized. Gene Ontology annotation, molecular function: 5'-nucleotidase activity. Lineage: Eukaryota; Viridiplantae; Streptophyta; Magnoliopsida; Rosales; Rosaceae. Gene Ontology annotation, biological process: deoxyribonucleotide catabolic process. The record is from RefSeq and is a predicted model, not a curated record.
UAAAAAAGAAAAUCGGAAAUCAAGGCCGAGUUUCCGCUUUAACCAAUAAUUAAUCUUCUUAAAUUGAAAAUUACUAUAAAACUAAACAAAGAAAAAUUAGAUUAUUUGCCAAAUUUAUAGGAUUGGAUCGCAGCUCCUGUGAAGCAAACAAGGCGGAGAUAGCUUCCAAUUUCCAUGCUUUAUAUGAAAUUACGUGAAUAUUCUUUGGAUAUCACCUUCCCAACCUCGUGGAUCUCGUGGGCGACUCAGAAUUUUGCACAGGAAUCUUCCCCCUACGUUUUGGGAGUUGGGAAUUUCCCAAAUCGGCAAUUUCUAGGGUUUAUGCUGCAACUGUGAAUGUUGGGGUCUUGGGUGUGAGGGGCAUUUGGGGAUCGUUAUGUUGUUGUUGAGAAGGCAAGGCGUCGAUCGCUUCCUCUUCGCAAGCUCAAAGCACCGACCUUUGCUCCUCCAUCGCUGCCAGCACUUUACAGGGGCCAUGGCGGCUGCUUUUAUGGGUAGCCAUAGUGGAUGCAGUGGGUUUCAUUCCCAAGCUCAAUGGCCGCCGUCCCAUUUUUCCGCGGACCAUUCUUGCAAGUUUGCCAAUUUUCCCGGGAAAGCUGGUACUUUACCUGGGAAUCUGAGGAAUACAAGCAUUGGGUGCAAUUUUGCUGUGAAGGGGUGCUUGCAAUCUCAGCAUCAUCCCCACCAUCAGUCUCAUGGCAGCAUUAAGCGUCAUCCCAAUGCUCAGUUGGUUCGUGAUCAUGAACUGGAGCUCCGCAGCCCGGAUGCUGUUGGAUUGGCCUCCUCAAAUGGUUGCCAGGAGCACGGAGGCCGGUCCAGAAUCCCACACCAUCCUCUGCCCGGUGGUAAAAUCAUUGUCGCAGUCGAUGUGGACGAGGUAUUGGGAAACUUUGUCUCGGCUCUCAACCGGUUUAUUGCCGAUCGUUACUCCUCCCACCAUUCAGUUUCAGAGUACCAUGUGUAUGAGUUCUUCAAGAUAUGGAACUGUUCACGUGAUGAAGCCGAUAUUCGUGUUCAUGAGUUCUUUAAAACAUCAUAUUUCAAGACCGGGAUCCACCCACUCCCAGGUGCUCAGGAGACUAUUCAUAAGUUGUCAGAUUUCUGUGACCUGUCAGUUGUGACGUCUCGGCAGAAUGCAAUUAAGGACCACACCAUUCAAUGGAUCGAACAACAUUUUCCAGGGCUCUUUCAGGAGAUUCACUUUGGCAACCACUUUGCUUUAAAUGGAGAGUCCAGAUCUAAGUCAGAAAUAUGCAGGUCCCUGGGAGCAAAGGUUCUAAUUGAUGACAAUCCAAGAUAUGCACUUGAAUGUGCCGAGGUGGGGAUCAGAGUUCUACUUUUUGAUUAUGAGAACUCAUAUCCUUGGUGCAAGACCGAGGCUAUUGAUCAACACCCCCUGGUCACCAGGGUUCAUAACUGGGAAGCAGUCGAGAAGCAGCUGAUGACAAUAAAUAGCAUAAAUUCUUAGUUUUUCUUACAACCCAUUACAAGAUUGGCUGCCAAUUUGUCAAGGUAUGUUGAUAACAUGGAGUGCAUCAGAAGGAUGCUACAGAAAAUAUCGUUGAUGAUCUCUAUUCUUUGGUUUGGUUACCGGACCAAAUAGGGUUGUCCGGUGAAAGUUUUAGUAGGACAAUUGUGAGAAGUGAUAAUAUCAUUACCCCCACUUCUGGAUAGGGCUUGGUUCCCAAGUUGUAAAUACGGAUGAUGUCGAAAAUUCUCGAAUAAUCCAAAAUUUUCCAUUAUUUAUUUGUGACCUUGCAUUA